Molecule: messenger RNA, 2845 nt
Organism: Ruditapes philippinarum (Manila clam)
Lineage: Eukaryota; Metazoa; Mollusca; Bivalvia; Venerida; Veneridae
Product: cell death abnormality protein 1-like
Exons: 7
Coding region: 1-2604 (867 amino acids)
Source: RefSeq, a predicted model, not a curated record
AUGGAUAUUGUUAUGGUUGUGAAAUGGGAUACUAUACUACAUGAUGCUGGAUGGGACAUUCUUUGUAGGCCUUCUAAAUAUGGACAAUACUGUCACCGUGACUGUCCAAAAGGAUGUUUAACGUGUGCUUCAGAUGGAGGUUGUCUCUUGUGCAAUGCUGGUUACAUCGGAAUAAAAUGCAACUGUUUAGAUGGUUGUUAUGGCAACAAAUGUGACAGAUUCACAGGAAAGUGCAAUCAAUGUAAACCGUUUUUUAAAUGGCCUUGCUUGGAGUGUGUGGACGGCAAAUGGGGAAAGAACUGUGAAAAAGAUUGUUCAGAUAAAUGUCUUUCGUGUAUAUCGGAUACUAACUGCACAAAAUGUAAGGAUGGAAACUAUUUUUCAGAUGGGAAAUGCCUGGACUGUUCCACCAAUUGUCAAAAUAUCUCAUGUAAUGCAGAGAGCGGCGUUUGUAAUUUCGGUUGCAAUCAAGGUUAUUGGGGAAAAUUUUGCGAUAAACAUUGUCCAGAUAAUUGCUUUCAAAACAAGUGCAACGUAGAAAAUGGAAUGUGCAUGCCACGGUGUAAAGACCAUGAUAAAGCAUGUGAUAAAACUGUUCAAUGUGUGGAUGGAAAAUGGGAAAGUCGAUGCGAAGAGCAAUGUUCAAAGAAUUGUUCAUAUUGCGACAGUGAAACAGGACAUUGUCUACAAUGCAAACAAAAUACUUUCUACGGUUCCUUUUGCAAUCAAGAAUGCAGUGAAACAUGCAUUGACAGAGUAUGUAAUUUUGGGAAAUGCAAGUACGGUUGUAAAACUGGAUAUUACGGAGAAAGUUGUCAAAACGUUUGCAGCAAAUCUUGUUUCAAACAAUGUGAUGCAGUUUUAACUGAAGCAUCUUCGCAAGAUAAGGAAAGGUUUGUGUUGAAAUCUGAUGAUACCAUUAAUCUGCUGCUAUUCGUUGCUGUAGUCGGGGUAUAUGCAAUUGUUAUAACUGUUGCCCUAAUCAGAAAUCGCAUUAAACAAAGACGUGAAGGUGAAUUAAAUGAAGACUCGGGAGAAUUCGCUGAGAAUGAAUAUGAACCUACAGCAAGUAGAAAUGCAAUCAACUCUGACCACAUGUAUGCUAUACCGGAAGAAACUACUAGUGAGUGUGUGCCAUUGGGUAUCCUAGAAAACACUGACACGUUGCCUAGCUACAACUCAACCGAAGAUAUGAAUAUGUACACCAAUCCUGUUUAUGCUGAUACCAAAACCACGAAUGAAUAUGAGGAGAUGUUGCAAUUGAUAUGUACUUCUUUACUGCUGAUUUCAGGAAAAUUUGUGCAAUCGUUCUGUCCAAAAGGUUGCAAGUGUGAAGCACAUGGAUAUUGUUAUGAUUGUGAAAUGGGAUACUACAUGAUGCAGAAUGAGACAUGUUACAGUUGCUCUAAAGCUUGUCACUCUUGUUCCUCGGUACACAAAUGUAAAAAAUGUGACAUUGGACAUUAUAUAAACUCCUCAUUCUCAUGUCUUCCAUGCUCCACUGGGUGUACAUAUUGUUUAACUUUAAAUACAUGUUUACAAUGCAAUACUGGGUAUUUCAGAAACGGUUAUAUGUGCAAUAAAUGUACGUGGCCAUGUAAAACGUGUACAUUCGGACAUAAUUGCAUUACAUGUAAUGACGGAUUUAAAUUAAACGGUACUUUUUGCCAAAAAUGUCCAAAGGGUUAUUUUGAAUCCAGUAAUUCAUGUGCCCCGUGCCCAAAUAAUUGCGCUUCUUGUUUGAUGAUGAAUGAAUGUACACAAUGUAAACAAGGAAUUUUCGGAAAAACAUGUGAUCAUAAGUGUUCUUUGGGAUGUAAAGACAACGUGUGUGAACAAAACACUGGCAAUUGCGUUUGCAAAGAAAAUUAUGCCGGAAACAAUUGCAGUCUUUGUAAGCCUUCUAAAUAUGGACAAUACUGUCACCGUGACUGUCCAAAUGGAUGUUUAACGUGUGAUUCAGAUGGAGGCUGUCUUGUGUGUCAGUCUCCUUACUUCGGAAUAAAAUGUAUCUGUUCAUAUGGAUGCCUUGACAACAAAUGUAACAGAUUUACAGGACAGUGCUUUCAAUGUAAACCGUUCUUUAAAUGGCCUUGUUUGAAUUGUAUAGACGGCAAAUGGGGAAAGAACUGUGAAAACGAUUGUCCUGAUAAAUGUAUCUCGUGUUCAUCAAAAAAUAGCUGCACGAAAUGUCAGGAUGGAAACUAUUUCUCAGAUGGGAAAUGUUUGGAAUGUUCGAUCAAUUGUCAAAAUAGAUCAUGUAAUGCCGAUAGUAGUUAUUGUAUCUUUGGAUGCAAACCAGGUUAUUGGGGAAAGUUUUGUAUUGAGCAAUGUCCCAAGCUUUGCUCAAACCGCACAUGUAAUAUCGAAAAUGGAGCUUGUAGUCACGGUUCCAAUGAUAGUAGCAAUGGACAUGACCAAUCGUACGACAAUAAUUGUAGCACAACCUGCAUUGAUCGACAAUGCGAUUCGAUAACGGGUAGAUGUACUUUGGGAUGCGAACCAGGAUACUACGGGGACACAUGCAAAAAACAAUGCAGCAGUGAAUGCCAAAACUUUGCAUGUAAUAGAGAAAAAGGCUCAUGCAAUAUUGGUAAGAUUUAAUUCUUCAAAUUAUGUUAAAUAUUGCUAUAAAUUCGGUAUAUUGAAUAACAUAUAUUCAGCGAAGCAAACUAAGAAAUUUGAAAAAAACUUUGAUUUUGAAGAGGAAUGUUCAAAGAAUUGUUCAUAUUGCGACAGUGAAACAGGAUAUUGUCUUCAAUGCAAACAAAAUACUUUCUACGGAUUAUUCUGCAAUCAAUAAUGCAGUGACACAUACAUUGACAGAGUAUGUAGAUUCGAUUUG